Molecule: messenger RNA, 5494 nt
Organism: Amphiprion ocellaris (clown anemonefish)
Lineage: Eukaryota; Metazoa; Chordata; Actinopteri; Pomacentridae
Gene: per3
Product: period circadian clock 3
Exons: 22
Coding region: 300-4148 (1282 amino acids)
Biological process (GO): negative regulation of transcription by RNA polymerase II; entrainment of circadian clock by photoperiod; circadian regulation of gene expression
Cellular component (GO): nucleus; cytoplasm
Molecular function (GO): transcription cis-regulatory region binding; transcription corepressor binding
Source: RefSeq, a predicted model, not a curated record
CACGUUGCACAAAUGUGUCAAGCGCCCCGGAAUGGGUGAUGGUUUGGCGACGUGACCUGACACCUAACUGACAAAAAGACGUCUGAUACCGUCUGGCGAUCGAUUAGCAAGAUUCUUAGCUUUCGGAUAUAAAAGCUAAGACAGGCCUGCAGUCAAAAAGUGCUCAAGACAGACCAUUACAUCUAACAUUCAGCACUGACUACAUGAGCGUUCAUUUAUUGCUACCACAUGGAGCCCAUUCCCUCUGUUGAACCCAUGAAGACACUUCCGUACUGCUGUAACUGGAUGAAAUACCAUUGAUGUGUGACCAAAGUGUGGUGAUGCCAGGAGGUGACAGUGGUCCAGAUGGGGUGGAGCCUACAUUGCCUUCAAGCACAGAAGGAGUGGGACGGGAGACGAGGGUGCCGUCAGGGCAGCAGGAUGGACAGUCCGAGGGCCUCAGGGGAGAGGAAAGCGGAGCUUCAGGUGGAGAAGUGGGGCAGGAAGACGAAGAGAUGACUAGCGCUUCGCAUGACCUUUCCUCAUCAGCCAAUCACAGCCCUGGGAGCGCCACAGGAUCCACCUCAGUUUCAACCAAGAGCAGUGACCGUGCAGACAGUGGCAGAGGGCAGGCGCACAGAGAGGUGAUGAUCACAGUGGCUGAGAUGAAGAAGAGGCUUCCAUCAGACAAACGCAGCCGCAGCAAAGCCAGCACUGUGGAGGCCUUACAUUACGCGCUCAACUGUGUCAAGCAAGUGCAAGCAAAUAGUGAAUACUACAAACUGCUGAUGCGAAAUGGGCAGGAUGAGAGGGGCGAUGCCACUAUUUGCACACUGGAAGAGUUGGAGAGAGUCGUCUCUGAACACACCCUCAAAAAUACGGAUUCCUUCGUGGUGGUUUUCUCCCUGUCGAGCGGCCGCGUGAUGUAUGCGUCGGAGCAGACUCCCAGCAUCCUUUGCUGCAAGAGGAAGUUCCUGGAGUCCGCCAAGUUUGUGGAGCUGCUCUUCCACCAAGAUGUUAACGUCUUCUAUUCACACACAGCGCAGCCACAUUUACCACCGUGGAGCAACUCACACACAGCGGGGGUUUUAUUUGAUUGUGCCCAGGUCAAGUCUUUCUUCUGCAGAAUCAGGGGCGGGAAGGAUCGUGAGGGUGAGAUGCGUUACAACCCAUUUCGGAUAACACCGUACCUGCUGAGGGUGCAGGGAACUGGGAGUAGUGGGGAGGAGGAGGAGCCGUGCUGCCUGGCGCUGGCUGAACGCAUCAUUUCUGGAUAUGAGGCUCCUCGGAUCCCCAUGGACAAGCGCAUCUUCACCACAACACACUCUCCUGGCUGUGUGUUCCUGGAAGUUGAUGACAGGGCUGUGCCUUUGCUUGGAUACCUUCCUCAGGAUCUGAUUGGCACAUCGUUGCUGACUUGUAUUCACCCAGAAGACCGUCCACUCAUGCUGUCGAUGCAUCGGAAAGUGCUAAAGUAUGCAGGCCAGCCUCCAUUUGAGCACUCUCCAGUGCGUCUGCGCUGUCAGAAUGGAGACUACAUCACUUUGGACACCAGCUGGUCCAGCUUCAUCAACCCUUGGAGUCGCAAGGUGGCCUUCAUCAUCGGGAGGCACAAAGUCAGGACGAGUCCUUUGAAUGAGGACGUGUUUGCUGCUCGUUCAAAGGAUGAUGUUCCAAUCACUUAUGAGGAAAUAAAAGAUCUCCAAGGGAAGAUAUAUAAACUAUUUCUCCAGCCGGUCCACAACAAUGGUUCCAGUGGUUACGGUAGUUUGGGAAGCAAUGGGUCUCAUGAGCACUACAUCAGCGUAGCUUCUUCAAGCGACAGCAAUGGUAACCUGUGGGAGGACUCACACCGGGAACCGAUGACUUUGCAGCAGAUCUGUGCUGAUGUGAACAGAGUGAAGAGUUGGGGCCAGCAGGCAUAUCUGGGUUCCAGCCACAAAAUUGCUCUUCUUGGCAAACCUGCAGCAGCACCUCUGCCCCCUACAGCCUCCAACCCUGAGGUCAGAGAGCCUGAAGAAAGCAGGAAGCAAACACACAUUCCCUCCUAUCAGCAAAUCAACUGUGUGGACAACAUCAUUAGGUAUUUGGAGAGUUGUACAGGUCCAGCCCUUAAGCGUAAGAGUGACUGUCAUUCCCUGGCCACCUCUUCUUCUUCAUCAUCUACCUCAGAAGAUGACAAGCCUGCGGGAACCACUGAUGCGGCUCAGGCCAGUUCAGACGUGGUGGUGCUGGACAGUGAAGUGUCAGUGGGCCCUACAGCAGCAGCUGUAGUCGGGCCACCUCUUACAGAUAUCACCAUGUCAACAAAGGCUAUGAGCGUAGUCUCGGUCACCAGCCAGUGCUCGUACAGCAGCACCAUCGUCCAUGUGCCACAGCCAGAGUCAGAGGCCACAGCACUGGAGGAUGCUCCAAUGGGGAGUGAGCCUACUGAUGCAGCUCCAACCCCAGUCCGUCCAGCCCCAAGCCCCGCCACAGAGGAACGAAGAUUUGUGGGUCUCACUAAGGAGGUGCUCUCGGCUCACACCCAGAAAGAGGAGCAGGAGUAUGUGGAUCGAUUCCGUCAUCGCAUCCUUCAGAGCCCCUACAGCUCGUAUUUACAGCUGGACAACAGCUCUAUGGCUCACUCUCACCACCCAGGAGAUUACCAACGUCCGAUGAGGGCUGCAGGUUGUAAUCGCUCUCGAAGAGGAAAGCCCAGACCCAAGCGAGCCAAACCUCAAGGGUCCUCAGACAGCUAUGCCUCCCCACCUGGCCCACCUCGCCGUGUCCCUGACUCCUCCUGGCCCUCCUCAGAGUCCUCCCAGCCCCAGAUGGGGGCACCCUUCAGCCAAACAUCCCCACUCCAGGUACCAUUCUUCCCUGUCAUGGGGAAGACUGGCCAGGAGCAGCAGGUGCCCGGACCAACUCCUAUGAUGCUGCAGCCUACUGACACACUCAGCUACAACUUCAACAUCAUGCAGCCUGCCCAGAACCUGCCAGGCAUGCAACCAAUGCAGAAGGAACCCAUUCAGAAUCUGCAGAAUAUCCAGAACUUUCCCACCUUCCAGCCAAUGACUUCACCCCAGAGCUUCAACCCUUACAUGACUCCAGUCAUGGCUGUUAUCCUGCCCAACUAUCCAACUUUUACUCCAGGUUACCCGUCCAUUUUCCCACCGCCUGCUCCCUCUAUGGUGUCCCAGGCACCCAUCACCAUGGCAAGCUUUGCACCUGCCAGUGCCUCCUUCGCUCAGAUUCAGCCUCAGUUCCAGCCCCAGCCUCAGCCUCAGUUCCAAGCCCAGCCUGGCCUCAACACUCAGACAUCUCUAGGUCUUCUGCUUUGCUCACCAAGACCUAGCUCUUCUGUCGGGGAGGAGGAGGAAGCAGCUGGGCCUCGGGCUUUAUUCUCCAGCUCUCGCUCAAGUUCUCCACUGCAGCUCAACCUGCUACAGGAAGAACUGCCCAAGCCAAAUGAAGGGCAGAGCAGCACCGGGCACAAUCACGCUGAGAGCCUCCAUGAACAACAUACCAAUGAAGGUGAUGCCCCCAGUGACUCUGGCAACCAUGAUGCUCAGUCAACAUCCAGUGAGCUGCUGGACAUGCUGCUGCAGGAGGAUGCCAGGUCAGGGACGGGCUCCAAUGCCUCAGGAUCUGGAUCGGGGGAGUCUGGAGGCUCACUGGGGUCGGGAUCUGGCUCUGGCUCCAAUGGAACCUCCACCUCACAUACUGGCAGCAGCAACAGCAGCAAAUACUUUGCCAGCAAUGAUUCAUCGGACACCUCACGCAAAGCUCGUAAGAGCCAGGAGGCACCCACAGAACACCAACACAACUUUGACACUCGUGUGGAGAAUUCCCUGUGGACCAUGAUCCAGCACACACCUGAGCAUGUCAUGAUGACCUACCAAAUCCACACCAGGGACCAGGAUGAGGUGUUGGCAGAAGACAGGGAGAAACUUCGAGUACUUCAGCCUCUUCAGCCCUGGUUCAACCAGGAGCAGAGAGAGGAACUGGCUGACGUCCAUCCCUGGAUUACACAGCACACCAUCCCACAAGAAAUAGACACACAGGGUUGUGUGAGCUGCAGCACCAGUGCAGGCUUGACCCACUCCCCUCACCCACCUGCACCUGAUAGCUCAUCACCUCUGGAGAACCCUCAGCAGGACUCCAUAGGACCCGUGAUUGACACUUAAGAGACCCAAAACAACCACCAACUAGCUUACAAUGCGAACCAGCCCUGUCAGAAACCUCAACAAUUCCCACCAUGCAUCUCUUCUGACCAGUCCGGAGGAGUGGGUCCCUGUUCUUGAGUCUAAAGUGUAACAUGUUUUGUAAAGGUAACAGAGGCUGGACCAGGCCCCGAGGAACAGAGGAGACGAGAGACGGGCAUUUUACUGGUGUUUUCUCUGUCAGCCUAAUGUGACUGUUGGGCCGUGAGUAUUAUACCUCUCUUAUUCUUGUGUUCAUAGAACCCCUGGAGGGGUUUAGGUUGAAUUUAAGACUGUCCAAACUGCUUGGGCGCCAAGAGCCACCAGGUGCUCAGGAUAUGCAGAGGGUCCUUUUUGUUGCUGUCCCUGAAUAUGAGCACUUCACACGAACCUGGUCUAAUGAACUGCUUUGACUGGGUGGGUAGAUGAAGAUAGCACUGGUCCAGAUUGAGUAUCAGAACACACGUCAGACUCUUCUUCAGUGACAGUACAGGUUGUACAGUGUGUGUACCACAUCGGCUCUUUCACUUACAGUGACUUACCAUGAUUGACGCAUGGUAGAUUUGUUUUCUGAUGAACACCAAGACAAAGACACAUUUGCUGCUCUCUGUUUAUAAUGUUCAGUUGGAAGUGUUGUAAGUUGUUAUUGGAGUGUACUCUUAUUCCAUAGGUUGGUUUCCUCUUGUCCAGAGCAUCAGUUUUUAUGGUAUUCUGACUCAUGAACAACAGCAAACAUGUUGAUGAUUUCAAAUUGAAAUUAGUGCUACAACACAAGUCUAGUCCGCUGCUCAAACCUUCCUGUAGCAAAUCAUUUCUCCAUCCAGAAUCCUGCCUGGUCAUCACCAUAUAAUACCUGUAGCUUACCUCUAUUUGUAAAGAGACACAGCGUGGCCCCAAAUUUCUGCUGAUAGCGCGUUUACUUACUGAAUGAAUUUCCUCUUAGACUCUGCAGCUGACUGGCUGUGUGUGUGUUUGUGUGAAUGAGAGAGAGACAGACAGUGAGGAACUGUCUAACCCAUUGUAGUUCUGUGAAUGUCGUCACUCUUCUUCUUGUACUGGAUUCAGAUCGCAAAUGGGCUCGUGAAUGUGUAUUAGUGUGUGUGUGUUGACUGACUGUGAGCUGCUUCCUUCAAUACAGUUGUCCAACAGUGCAAGACAGACCAGGGUUUUCUACCGUUUUUAGAUUUAAAGUAUAUUACAGUACCAUGUAUUUUAUAGAAAAUGUACACAAAACAAACUUCACAAAGAGUAUAAAAAGCCAUUUGUCUUGAAUUCAGGGACUGUUUGUUUGUGACACAAAGGAAUGAAUAAAUGAGCUAUGAUCUACUAAA